AAUGGCUAAAUAUUUGAUAAACUUAUGUUUCAUUGACAAAACAAAAAAAAAUUUGUUUGUGUUGAACUACCGUCGUCACCUAAUAUGAUUCCGUGUAACGGUAUAUGGUAAACCUAUGUAUUCAAAAACACAUGAUAAUAUUGUUAUAAGAUCUGUAACAGGGCUUGUGUAUGUAUAUCUGUGUACAAAAACAACGAGAAACGUGGUUUUACGUAAUUUGUUAGUCGUUGUCUUUGUUUGAUUUAAUUUGAUGACUAAUAAAAACAGAAUUAUUAAUUUAAAACAGCUUCGUCGUUGAAACACACGGGGUGGCUAGUCGGGGAUUUAUACACUUUAUAAUAAUAUAUACCUACUUCAUUAUAAUUGCGCGGUGGUUUACCCUCUGUGGUAUGUAUUAUAAUAUUGUGAUAUGAGUUUCAUUACUGCGCACCAUUCCAUAUUAUAUUAAUUCAUAUUCCCGGGGAACUGUGUUUAAUGUACAUGUCAUUUAUAUUAUGUUAUAUGCGCAUAUACACGUUAUAUAAUUGUUCGAACGAUUAAGAUCCUAUGCUGUUCGUUUCUGUCCUGUUUCGUUUCGUUUUUGUCCAACGGCUGUAAUGAUAAUAUAAAAUAUAAACGCGAAGUGUAUUUCUAGUUUCUUCUACUAUAAUAGUGUUUGAGGGCAAAAAAACACGUUUUGUUAAAACACUAUUAUAUAAUGUACCUAUAUACGUAGAUACUAGAUAAUACAUACCUCCUAAAAGCAUAUCCGUAAGCCUACCUAUCUUUAACGUGACAGAUAACGGCUAUAGCCACUAGGCAGAUUAUAUAGGUAUACGCAGUAAUCACGCUAAUUGUUUACCUGUAGCUUAUUUAAUACUAUAUACGAAGGAGUUUUAUUUUACACACCACGUGUAUUAUAUGUAUAUAUUAUUAUAAUUUGUCGAUGUAUCGGAUUAUCUUGUAUUUCUAGGCGAAUCCACGCAAUGAUAUUAAACAAGAAUGGAUUAAAACCCAAUAUUCAAAAACUUUCAAUAAUUUUAAAACAGAUUAUAUAAAAGUUUAAAAAAUAUAAAAAUCAUAAGUGUGCCUACCUAUCGUGUACAACACGGAUACACACAGUGUGGGUGCGAUGGACCAGGUAAAAACGUUAACACCGCCAAACGACGAACGAGGUGGUUUAAGGAGGGGCGGGUAGUCGCCGGUGCGGCAGAGGGGAAGGGUUGGGUAAUGGAAAGUGUGCGCGCCUUGACCUACGUCUUUGCGCAUGCGCGCCGACGUCACGUUUGUAAACGUCCGUUGGCGGAAUUCAAAAACUCGCGAGCGCCCGCCACCGUCGAGGGAACUAUUACUGCCGCGUCUCCGUCUUUUCCCUAUCCGUCGCUGCAGUGUUGUUGUUCCCGCCGAUCCGUGCGUCCGCGUGCAUUGUCGCCGUCGUUGCUCGCGAUUCAAACCGCGGUCGCCCUGUAGGUAAACAUAAUAAUAAAAUAGUAUAUUGUUGGUGAUAUUUAAAAUACACACGUGAUGAUUCUUUUCUCUCGUUGAAACUGUGUUUUUUUUUCAUAUCCAAAUAUAAUUGUCAUAUUUACAGUGCGCCGCUCAAGUGCCGUUUUAUUAGUUUUUCGUAUGUUUUUUGAUUUUAAUCUAUUUUACAGUGUUAAUUAAUGUUGAAUUACAAUAGUUAAUAUUGUUAUCAUAAUAGUGUUGCGCAGCUAAUUAAUUAAUUAAGCGAAUUUGUUGUUUUUCUUUUCUUUUAUUAAUUGAAAAGGUCUAAAUACAUUUAUAUUGAAAGGACGAAACAAACAGCUGAAUGACUGGUGCUGUGACGAAGGAUAUAAUGUGAAUACUGAAGCGUUGGAGCAUACUGUUAUAUUAUAUAUAAGUGCACAUGUCGCCGUACAGCAGGGAACACCACACGGCCGUCGUCACUCCCGUCUCGGUGGUGUCGCCGGUGAUCGAAGAGUUUGGCGGCAACAAGAAAGAUGACGCCGCCGCCGGCGCCGGUGGACUGCCGGCUUACCACCGUAAGUUCUCAGAGUCCGGAAAACCCGCCGCCGGAUAUACCAAUGGGUUCUCGUUGCUCCGCCGACUGUUGCGUUGGUGGCUCGCCCGAUUCGGUCAAAAGCCGCUGGUUAAAAAAGGUGUAUUGGAGAUGAGCGCUGCGACCGAAAGUGGUAUCCGGUUGAGCGGACAUACUCUAGACAAGGCGACCAAGGCCAAAGUCACCCUUGAGAAUUACUACAGCAAUCUGAUCGCUCAGCACAUUGAACGGAAACAGAGGUUGGCGAAACUUGAAGAAACUUUGAAGGAUGAAAGUCUGUCGGAGCAACAGAAACAGGAAAAACGCCAGCAACAUGCGCAAAAAGAAUCGGAAUUUCUCAGGCUCAAGAGAUCGAGGCUCGGGGUAGAGGAUUUCGAACCAUUAAAGGUCAUUGGCCGCGGUGCUUUUGGAGAGGUGAGACUGGUUCAAAAGAAAGACACUGGUCAUAUAUACGCCAUGAAAAUCCUACGCAAAGCUGACAUGCUUGAAAAAGAGCAAGUGGCGCACGUCCGUGCAGAAAGGGAUGUCCUCGUCGAAGCUGAUCACCAGUGGGUCGUUAAAAUGUACUAUAGUUUUCAGGAUCCAAUAAACCUUUACCUUAUAAUGGAGUUCCUGCCCGGUGGUGACAUGAUGACGCUACUAAUGAAAAAAGAUACACUCAGCGAGGAGUGUACGCAGUUUUAUAUCGCCGAAACUGCGUUGGCUAUUGAUUCUAUACACAAACUCGGAUUUAUACACAGGGAUAUCAAACCCGACAAUCUAUUACUAGACGCCAGGGGCCACAUAAAACUAUCCGAUUUCGGAUUGUGCACCGGCCUGAAAAAAUCGCACCGGACCGAUUUCUACAGAGACCUGAGCCAGGCCAAACCGUCGGAUUUCAGUUUUUUCUGUUCGCCAGCAUCGAGUCCGAUGGACAGCAAACGGCGUGCGGAGAGCUGGAAGAGAAAUCGCCGGGCGCUGGCCUACAGCACCGUCGGCACGCCGGAUUACAUUGCACCCGAAGUAUUCCUCCAGACCGGUUACGGUCCUGCUUGUGAUUGGUGGAGCGUCGGUGUCAUCAUGUACGAAAUGCUAAUCGGGUACCCGCCGUUCUGCAGCGAAAACCCUCAGGAGACGUACAGGAAGGUUAUGAAUUGGCGGGAGACGUUGAGCUUCCCAGCCGAGGUGCCCAUCAGUGAGGAGGCACGCGACGCCAUCUCCCGGUUCUGUUGCGAAUCAGACCGUCGUCUCGGCUACAGCGGCCGUGGCAUCGACGACCUUAGGUCAACGAUAGCGUUCUUCCGUGGCGUCGACUGGGAGCACAUCAGAGAACGGCCGGCCGCCAUACCUGUCCAGGUCAAGUCCAUCGACGACACGUCCAACUUCGACGACUUCCCGGACGUCAAGCUUGAAAUACCGUCAGCACCGAUAUCGCAAGACGGUGAAGUGAUCUACAAAGACUGGGUGUUCAUCAACUACACGUUUAAGCGGUUUGAGGGGCUCACUCAGCGGGGCAUAGCUACCAAAAAGUGAUUUUAAAUAUCGUUAACGAUAGUGCAAUGUGAUAUUUUUAUCUAACCUCCUACGCUUUUCUCCUUCUCCCACCAAUCAACCUCCCCCUGUACUCCUCCCCCCACAACACCCUACCCCGACCAAUCCCCCGAUUCACACACUACAAAUCCUCCACCAUCCCUAUCACCAUUAGUUGGCAUGCAGACUUUAUGAUCUCAAGAAGAAAAGUGUUUUCUUCUCAGCGAUGAAAAAAACCCAACUGAAGAUUCCAAAGAACAAAUGUUUUUUUUUUUUAAUAUAUGUAUAUUAUAACCUGUGUGAUCAACAAUGAUGCAUAGUUGUUAUCCAUUCACCCUCAAACAUAUAUACAAAACCAAUUGAUAUAUUGUGUAGCGUUAAAUUUCAAUGUCUUAAUAAUAUGUUAUAUUGAUAUUAUUUUUGCACACUAAAUUUAUCUCUUAAGCUUCAUCUAGUCAACUCGUUCGUUUUUUUUCUUUCUCUCGAACAAUAUUCGAAAUUUGAAUCCAUAAACACGUUAAGUAAGAAUCUUAUAUUUACCGUAACACGUUCGGCAUAACCACGGCAAAAAUAUAUAAAAACAAAUAACAAUAUUAAUUAAUGUGAGUUAUAGGUGACAAGACGUUAUAUAGCGUGUACAUAUUAUAUUGGUGUAUAUAUAUAUACCGUAAACACAAUACCAUACCUACUGUAAUGAUCACCGUGGGUUGUGUGUAUAUACAUAUUAUAUAGUGUUAUAUGCUAUUCGUGUACAUAGUCUGGUGCACUGGUGCCGCUGGUGCUCAGGCGCGGUCAUUCCACAACCACCUGCGGGGAAUGCGAACGUCUAUAAAUAUUGUCCUAGUGCACAUCAUCGUUCGAGGGGACGUCGAACGUUCCGGACAAUAUAUUACAUUAUAAUAUAUUUUAGUAAAACCGUUCGAUACUUGCCCUUUGACGAGUGUAAAAAAAAAAUUUUUUUUUAAAAGUUGAUUAUUACGCACUUUUAGCAUGUUCCUAUAAGCUAUAGGUAGUGGUAGCCAAUGAAUAAUUUAUUGAAUUAAUCAUCGGACAACAAGGCCGAAAGCGAUUGACCCCGGGACAGGUUAGACUUAAGAUUUGUUUGAUUAUUAUUAAUUUCUCGAUCUGAAUAUUUUGUUUGUUUACGCGUAGACGUUAGUUUUAACAGUUGUGAUAUUCGCAAAGUUAAUUAUUAUUGUUUGUUCGUAAUUUUUUUAUGAUUAUUAUUAUUACUACUAUUAAUUAUUAUUAUUAUUAUUAUUAUUAUUAUUAUUAUUUUAUUAUUAUUAUUAUUAUUAUUACUACGAACAUGACGCUGUUUAUCGUUUUUUAUGUGGUGGUUUUAUAUAAUCGUAAAACCGUCGUCUUCUCAAUACUCCGCAUUAGACCACUAUCUGAUUAGAGUCGAAAGCUGUCAUAUUAUAUUAUAUAUAAAUAUAAAAAUAUAUUAUAUUUUUCAGUACCUAUGUAAAUUUCAAUUUUAAAGCGUGUAUAUUUUUUUUCACUUAUUAUUAUUAUUUAUUGUUUUUUUUUCUGUUCUCGAAAUGUCGUUAAAUGUUUUUUUCUGUGUGUAAAUAUGAAUGGAAACGCUUGACGCCAAUGUUCAAAUAAACACCAUCAUCUAUGUCGUGUGAUACUUCCCGAUUAGAAUGUAUUAUUAUUUGGACGGCGUGAGGCGUUAAUUGAUUAAUUUCGAUGUAUUUUAGUUAAAUAUUAAUUUAAUAAUAAUAAAAAAAUAAAUAAACAAAAAAAUUUCUAAAAAUCAA
Molecule: messenger RNA, 5295 nt
Organism: Acyrthosiphon pisum (pea aphid)
Lineage: Eukaryota; Metazoa; Arthropoda; Insecta; Hemiptera; Aphididae
Gene: trc
Product: Serine/threonine-protein kinase tricornered
Exons: 10
Coding region: 1868-3532 (554 amino acids)
Biological process (GO): protein phosphorylation
Molecular function (GO): ATP binding; protein serine/threonine kinase activity
Source: RefSeq, a predicted model, not a curated record